UAGAGAGACAGGGAAGAUUAAUUUCUUGUGCAGCUACGAUCGCCCCUUCAAGAAACACAAAAAGUUUCAGCCAAAAAAAAAAAAAAAACACAGAAAGUUAACGCAACGGUGUCUGAUGAAGCAGUAGCCAGAGGAUGAUCGAGGACGUCGUCGACCAUCCUAAUUGGUCAUCAUCCCUUUGCUGCAGCUAAUGAAAACCCAGAAUGAACGGCCGUAUCAACGGUGAAGUCGUGGCACAUAUAGAUCGUCGACUGACUUUCUAUCAGUGGUUAUUACAAGUCGGCGUGAUCCUCUGGGAUACUCAUGACAACAAUGGUGAGCAAUAUUGUCUUGGAGUGGGAGACGACUUUAGGGCGGUUUUCAGGCCCAUUGUAAAGCAUUUACAAAAGCUACAUGAUAAAGGCCAAUUCAACGGCAACCUUAUAGCAUCUAUCCGGAUCCGUUCACAAAUUGUUGGAAAUAACCCUGAACGUCGAAUCUUUGAAGUGGAGUUCACUGGAGAUAUGAAUUUUGGAGGUGAUAAUUUCGAAAUUGGUUUAAGGAGGGAUUUGCAAGAUCUUGAACAUCUUGUCAGAUCAGCGACAGCAGCAAUGCCAGAGGGGAAUCGGCCUGAUUCGUUGAAACUUUAUCUUCUUCCAGUUUUUCGGAGAUAUGUUUUCCAAGGGAACAUAAGGGAGGAAGGUCGUUACUUUAUCUACUUCAACCCUCUGUUUUACGAUGGUGCUGACAGGAAUCGUCUAUACCAUAAAGUAUGGGAACUGCGUCGUAGAAGUGACGCUGAGUUUCAGCGUCAUGUGACUCUGGCUAGUCAAGAAACUUCAAUGAUUCACUGGUACCAUAGGAUUCCAUGCUACUUUGACGCCUACGGCAUUCCGACGCUGUAUCAACACCCGCUCUGGCAUGUUUAUAGAAAUAGAUCCUCCCCCCAUUCCACAUAUGCAACAACUCCUAGUAUAAUUCGGUACUUGAGAAAUGCCACCCAUCACUACCAAGAUUAUUUGGAGCAUUAUCAUCACAGGUCAAUGACCAGCUAUAUAGAUUGUUCCCGGAUGCAUGUCCCAAAAUCUUCUUUGAGAUAGUGAAAAAUUUUCGAGGCGAAAAUGGACGCAGAUACUUUGGGAUCGAUUUGGUGACUUUUCUAAAAGAUGGGCCGUUUGGUUUCACCUAAUGAAAUAAGGCAGAGGAUAUGAUAAACUAUACUAGUGUUAUUGGAAGGUAUAUGUUAAUACUUCCAGUCAAACUACUUCAAUGUUGCUGGAGCUUGUAAAUAUCUUAUUUUCAGUAAACAAUAAUAAAUAAAUAAAUAACUUCUUCUUAUGUGAACUGCGCUCGCGCGUGCCAAAGGGCCGCGCUCGCUCGUGCGUAGAAUUGUUUUUAUCUACUACGUACUAGCCUUUCUGCGAGCGCGCGCGUGCGUAGAAUUGUUUUUAUCUACUA
Molecule: messenger RNA, 1437 nt
Organism: Rosa rugosa (rugosa rose)
Lineage: Eukaryota; Viridiplantae; Streptophyta; Magnoliopsida; Rosales; Rosaceae
Exons: 7
Coding region: 204-1079 (291 amino acids)
Source: RefSeq, a predicted model, not a curated record